Messenger RNA from Rotaria sp. Silwood1, 294 nucleotides. Lineage: Eukaryota; Metazoa; Rotifera; Eurotatoria; Philodinida; Philodinidae. The record is from the annotation of a GenBank genome assembly.
AUGCAAAUAAACUCUCAUUUAGUCUGGUUACUAUUAGCAUUUGCUAUUGUUUUAAUUCAUGCACGAAAUGUUCAUUAUGAUUUUAAUGGUCUAUUAAAUGAUGAUGAUUACAAGAACAAUGCACAGGAACGACAAAUGUUUCAUCUCAAUCGUAAAUCACCAUUAUUUGACAAAAGUUUAUCCGAUCCUUUUACAAGCGAAGAAAUUAUUUUAAAUCCACAAGAACGAUCACUAGCUACGGCAAGAAGAGCUCAAGCCAUUGUCAAAGGUGAUCCAAGAGAGUUUAUGGGAUAA